GCGGGUGAUUUUGAAGACUAGGGAGCCAAGUCCAGCUAGCUCCACGACAGUUUUGCCAAUAUGCCAAAGUCAUUUACUAGCCAUUGAUCUCCUCCACACAAGUAUCAACUUCUCAAUCAAGUCUUGAUUUAAAAGAUGGCUUUGUUGGCCAAAACAACCACACUCUUGCACAAAGCCCACCACAUGGAGAGAUUUUACAUGAAGUCUCUGCUGGCUGUACUGGUACCCGUAUUAGCAGUGCAGUCUUGCAUAGUUUCCCAAGCCUUUUCAUUCUCAAACUUAACCGAUCAAUCAGCUUUGCUUGCUUUCAAAACUGCUGUCAAGUAUGACCCUAACAAUGUAUUGGGUAAUUGGACCACAAGAACCAAUUUCUGCAACUGGGCUGGAGUCUCGUGCAGCCGACACAGACAAAGAGUCACGGCCUUGCAGCUUCCGAGCAUGAGACUUGGAGGCACCAUUUCUCCUCAUAUUGGAAACCUCUCAUUCCUCAUGAAGCUUGAUCUUGUAGAGAACAGUUUCCAUGGCUUUUUGAUUCAAAACCUCACUCGUUUGCUUCGCUUGGUAGAUCUCAAUUUACAUGACAACCUGUUAGAAGGAGAGAUCCCAACAAGCAUACAGCAAUGUCAAAAGCUUCAAGUUAUUUGUCUUGCAAACAAUAGACUUGUUGGUCAAAUACCGGUUGAGCUAACCACCUUACCUUUGCUUCGUGUUCUUUACUUAGGGGGUAACAAUCUUACAGGUACCCUCCCACCUUCUUUUGGUAAUUUGUCAAACUUUGAAAGGUUCUAUAUAGACGAAAACUAUGUUUAUGGUAACAUUCCUAAUGAGAUAGGACAUCUUAAGAAGUUGAAAGUAAUAGAUUUCAAUGGAAACUAUUUCACCGGGUCAAUUCCACCAACAAUUUUAAACAUCUCCACUCUCCAAAAGGUUUUUUUUUCAAGGAACGGCCUCUCAGGAAAUAUUCCUCCGAGUAUUGGCCUUGGGCUUCCUAAUCUUGAAAAACUUGAUCUAUCUGAGAAUAAAUUUAGUGGAAAAAUCCCUUUGUAUUUGUCCAAUUGCUCAAAGCUCGAUGGAUUAGAAAUGUCUUUUAACCAAUUUACAGGGCCAGUAUCUAGAACUUUAGGCCAUUUCCAUAUCCUCGAAUGGUUUUCUUUGGCAAAUAAUCCAUUGGGGGGAAUCAUACCUGAAUCCAUCGGGAACCUUUCGAGUAACUUACAAUAUUUUGAUGCAUCGACAUGCCAAAUAAAGGGUGAAAUUCCUAAAGAGAUUGGUUCCUUAAAAGUGAAUUUUCUUGCACUUAGUGACAACGAUAUUCAUGGAACUAUUCCAUCAACAAUUGGGGAAAUGAAAGGCAUGCAAAGGUUGUAUUUAGAUGGUAAUGAACUUGAAGGUCCCAUUCCUGAUGAGAUAUGUCUAUUAGCCAACGCGGGAGAAAUUUCUUUCCAAAAUAACAAGGUCACUGGUUCGAUCCCUCACUGCAUUGGAAAUCUUAGUCAUUUGCAGAGACUAUUCCUAGGUUCUAAUAAAUUGAACUCGUCUAUACCAUCAAGUUUAUGGAACCUUGAAAAUCUCUUGUUUUUAGAUUUGUCAUCCAAUCUGUUAGGCAGGAACCUCGAUCCAAACAUUAAGGUAUUAAAAGUUUUGGAAAGCAUGGAUUUAUCUUCAAACAAUAUUUCAGGUGAUAUUCCCAAUGCUAUAGCAGCUUUUCAAAGCCUUAAUUCUCUUAAUCUGUCAAGAAAUUCAUUCUGGGGAUCCAUUCCAGAAUCAUUUGGAAACUUGAUAACGUUGGACUUCUUGGAUUUAUCCCACAACAAUUUAUCUGGUGCAAUACCCAAGGCUCUUGAGGCACUUUCACAUCUCAAAUACUUGAAUUUGUCUUUCAAUAGAUUAUCCGGGGAAAUUCCAAGUCAAGGGCCUUUUAUGAACUUCACAGCAGAUAGUUUUAUAGGCAAUGAAGCACUCUGUGGUCCACCAACUUUACAUGUGCCACCCUGCACAAGUCAUAGAAUGCAAAAAGCGAGAACAAAAUUGCUUAUUGAAAUCAUUAUGCCUACCGUUGCAUUAGUGAUAGUCUCUAUUGCUCUCUUCUUCAUUUGGAAAAUGUAUCAAGGAAACAAUGUGGAGAAGUUGAAUUCAAUUGGAUUAUUGCCUGUAGUUGAGCAUAAAAUGUUUUCAUACCAAGAGCUUUCUAGAGCUGCAAACGACUUUUGUGAAGCCAACUUGCUCGGUGUAGGGAGUUAUAGUUCCGUAUACAAAGGAGUACUUUCUGAUGGAGAAAUAGUAGCGUUAAAAGUUUUGAAUUUGCAAGUAGAGGGCGCUUUCAAAAAUUUUGAUGCAGAAUGCAAUGUCUUGCGAGCAGUUCGCCAUAGGAACCUUGUUAAAGUCAUUAGUACAUGUUCCAAUCCAGAAUUAAGAGUUUUGGUUCUUCAAUACAUGCCUAAUGGAAGCCUCGAGAAGUGGUUAUAUUCUCAUAACUUCUGUUUGAAUCUCUUUCAAAGAGUAAGUAUUAUGGUUGAUGUUGCAUUAGCCUUGGAAUACCUCCACUACGAUCAAGCAGAGCCUGUCGUUCACUGUGAUUUGAAGCCUAGCAAUGUUCUGUUAGAUGAUGAAAUGGUUGCACAUGUUGCUGACUUUGGCAUUGCAAAGAUUUUAGCACAAAACAAGACUACAACGCAAACAAAGACUUUGGGCACCCUCGGCUACAUUGCACCAGAGUAUGGUUCUGAAGGAAGAGUUUCCACCAAAGGCGAUAUAUAUAGCUAUGGAAUAAUGUUGCUAGAAGCAUUCACAAGAAAGAAACCAACAGAUGAGAUGUUCACUGAAGCACUGAGUUUGAAGCAAUGGGUGAAUGCUUCACUUCCAGAUCGAGUAAUGGAAGUUGUGGAUGGUGGUUUGUUGAGAAUAGAAGAUGGUAGGGAUGCGAUUGCCAAUAAAGAUUAUCUUUUGGCCAUUAUGGAAACAGGUGUAGAGUGUGCUGCAGAAUUGCCUGAACGGAGGACCGACAUAAAGGAUGUGGUGACCAAGCUUAACAAGAUCAAGUUGCAGCUUCUUCGCAGUGGAUAUGCUUGAUUUGUAUAUGCUCUUGUUGUCAUGUGUUGUUUAGUUUGCCCAUGAGAUCCUCUGUUUGCUUUGUUUCAAAACAUUUACAAUCGUUGAUUAUGCUUUCAAAUUCCCGUACUUUAAGAUCCUCAAAUAAUUGAACUUUGAAUAUUUUUUAACA
This is a messenger RNA of Camellia sinensis, 3220 nucleotides long. NCBI's taxonomy places the organism in Eukaryota, Viridiplantae, Streptophyta, Magnoliopsida, Ericales, Theaceae. The record is from RefSeq and is a predicted model, not a curated record.